This is a messenger RNA of Osmerus eperlanus (European smelt), 1324 nucleotides long. RefSeq names its product chromosome 22 C22orf23 homolog (gene c22h22orf23). Lineage: Eukaryota; Metazoa; Chordata; Actinopteri; Osmeriformes; Osmeridae. The transcript has 7 exons. The record is from RefSeq and is a predicted model, not a curated record. Bases 370 to 1053 code for a protein of 227 amino acids.
GCUAGUUAUGUCUGACUGUCAAGCAAAGGCCUAACACACCCCACUCAGGACUAUCUCUACAUUGCUCUAAUAAAAAACAAUUGAUAUGUCAUGCCAAGCUCAAGAUACAGGAGCUGUUAAAUACAAAUGCAGUAAAAUGUCAAAUAAUCGGAGAACGCGAUUGCGGGGAUCCUAAAGCAAGACAAAUGAAGUGCUGCUAGGAAAUGUUUUUUAUAAGGGCUAGACCCAGUUGCAUGCCUCACCCCCUAGCGGUAACAAUGUUGCAGUCGCAUGGCUGUGUACCUGUGUGGUGCCUGUUGCUAUAUCAACCGGUGACUGCGUCCCGGAAGACCAAUCCCAGAGACUUCAUGGUGUAAAAUUCACGGUAUAAUGGAGACAUCUACCCGGAGGCAAGCCGGUGGAGGACUGUGGAACUGUCCUAAACAGACACAAUACAGCAGGGAGACUCAAGACAUGCUCAAAUUGAUGAUGCAAGAGUCAAGGCUCACUAACUUCCAGCAGAGACAGAUUAACGAACGUCUCAAAAAGGGAGCAGCAUUGCCGUUGACCUGUAACCCCACGUCCUCGGCCCCACCCCCUCCACCCCCUCCCAAAAUCAUCAAACCUGGGCCAGAACGUCUAUCAGCCAAGCCUCAGAGGCGCAGCGCUGAUAAGUGUAGUUCAGGGGACAACUACACCAGAGAUAGGUUCCGCCCCAGUGCCCCAUGGGAUCUGGAGAAGGAGAAGCGAAGGCUUCAGAACAUCCUGGCCACGGGGCAGGAGGAGCCCAGCCGGCCCAGGAAGGUACCACAGCUCCAGGGCCCGGAGGUGGGGGAGGAGCGGGACCGGUUCCAGGAGGUUCUGGAUGAGAUUGAGGAAAGGAAGCAGUUUCUGGAGGAGAUGACCACUCUGGGGAAGGGCAAGAACUACUAUAACAUUAUCAACACUGAGAUAUCCCAGAAAAUCAGAGAGCUGGAGAUGAUUGACAAGGCGCUCAGUACAGAACUGAGGACCCUGACAAUGUCAGAAAAGAAGGCGGAGUCUACUGGAGAGGAGCCAGGAAGCCAAGACUGACAGACAGGAGGAUGCUGCCAUCUACUUAACACCUUGGAUUGCAGUCUUUCCUUCCGUUUAACGCAUUCUCGAAUGCUGUGAUGUACCUAAUGUUAUGAUACUGUAUGCAUCUGAAAGGGAAAACUUUUGUGUAAACUGGAUUGUAGUGGAAUAUGUGGUCUUACCUAUGAAGACACAUUGUGUCUAUAUGUGAUUGUGUGGUAACCAAAACACUGCCAAUGAAGAAAGGUAGAUGUUAUAAAACUGUGAAACAUCCCUGACAAUAAAUGAC